Messenger RNA from Meira miltonrushii, 4184 nucleotides. RefSeq lists its product as uncharacterized. Lineage: Eukaryota; Fungi; Basidiomycota; Exobasidiomycetes; Exobasidiales; Brachybasidiaceae. Gene Ontology annotation, molecular function: protein binding. The record is from RefSeq and is a predicted model, not a curated record. The transcript has a single exon. The coding region runs from base 188 to 4123 and encodes 1311 amino acids.
CAACAAAGUCAGACGACCAACUCUUCCAUCAUACAACAACAUGUGUACAUCAUAUUCAAUAUGCUGAAGGCAACAACAAAUAUCAAGAAUAUAUGACAAGGUAGAAACACGUAAAAGAAGUGAUCAAUUUGCAUAGGAAUCGCCUUCUCUUCUUUCGAGUGGAGUGGCGGAUUCCGGGAAGAUCACAAUGCGUAUAGGCAACGUAGGACAAAUAUCAAAGACGCUCUUGUCUUUGAAUCGUAGAGCUUUGUGCAAUUAUGAAGGCUUUGCGACGUCUUCAUAUGCUCAGGAUAUAGAGUAUAUUUGUGAAGCAGGUCCAUCCCGAAAUGGUGGCACGAAACAAAGCAGAAACGUAACCUCUCCGCAUAUAUCAAGCCUAUCCGAACAACGACCCAGUCAUACUCCAGAAAAUAAGAGGAAAGGAAGAAUACGGAUGUGUCCCGUAUCGUCAAUGAGCAGCUCGCCGCAUUUCAUUCGACUAUAUUCAUCAGCAGCUGAACCAGAAGAAGACACUCCCGUAUUCCACACUUCCACCAAUGACGAAACGAAAAGCAACCCAAAAAGGCUCAAUUAUCUGGAAAAAGUCGAAAAAGAGGUUAAUGCAGCACGUAUGCGUUUCAAGUCCAAAGGAAAGAAUGCAUUCAAUGACGAAUUUCGACAUCUGAUCCGCUUAUUCAUUGCAUUGGACAAAGCUCCUGUACACAAAUUAUGGCCGGAAGAGCGACCUAGGUUGAACGACAUUCGUCUUGCCGUCGCACACGAAAGUCUGGAGUUCUGUGAGCGAUACAAGGAUACCAAGAUCGCUGAUAAGGACGAGCAAAUCCGAUUCGACUGUCUACGUAUUCAAGCAAUUGCUAUCACCGAAGGUGCAGAAGUUGCAUUUGAUAAUCUAGAAGACAUGUUCGACAGGAACACCACUGUGAUGAACAACAUCAAGUCUAGUUUGGCUUUACCACCACAACAUAUUGAAUCAAAGGUGAAGGAAUCAGUCACCUCCGUCUCUUUAGCUCUGCAUCAGAUUAUUGACGCAAGCUUCUCCCAAGGUAACGACAAAGUGAACGAGUUGGCCAGACGAAUGUUAUUGAAUAGAGUCGUACUUGACUGGUUUGCAAAUCCUUCAAUAUUUGCGCGGAGGCGAUAUCAUAAGCUACUUACGAUGGUCGACUCUCCUUUGCAAUUUAUCACCUCGCUCGUGUUUGAAAACACGAACGAUGUCAAAGAGAUGAAUGAACCAGUAGAUGCGCUACUUAACGCCCUGAGCUCGGCUCGUCGUCAUCAAGAAGCUUUUCAGAUUUAUUUGUGGGCAGAACGAAUCGGGAUAAUCCAUAAAAUUUCAAUCUCGAAACGAUUCGUAAAGCGAUUAUUGAAUGCAAACGAACGGAGUAUGGCAGAUGUUGUGGAGAAGAUCAUGCAAACGCAGGUUUCCAAUUCAGAUAAGGAUACUAGUAAGGAUUCCGCACAACGUUUACUCGCACAAAGAUGCGCAAAACGUGGCGAUUCACAAGGCUUGGAGGAUAUUCUGGUACUCUUAUCCGACACUCCAAGCCCAGGUAAGAUGGACAAAGAAGAUUUCGCCUUCCUGAUGCGGCUAAGAAGUGCAUCAAAUCGUGGCGAGGUGGAUGUUUGCAUCGCAAUGCUAGAAACAAGAUAUUUUAUGGGAGAAAUGGUGCAAGGUCUUGUUGAGAAGCGAACGGAUGACGAGGGUAAUGAUGAAGUUACAGAUACCGAUAAGCCCGAAGCCGGACCAUCUCAAUACAGAUACCUGAUCAAAGCUCUUUUAAAAGCCGACAAAGUGGGCGAAGCCGAAUUGCUGAUUGAUCGAAUGACGGAAAACGGCAUUGAAGUGCGAAAGGAACUAUGGAUAGAUCUAUUGCGCGAUUACGUAAAACGAGAUGAUCCUUCUUCUGCCAUUACUCUUUUUGACGAUUUGAACAAGCAAGGUUAUCCAGGUGAUGGUGCGUUUCGAGCAAUUCUUUCCCUUUUUGCGCAGAAGGGGGAUGUUGAAAAUGCAAGUCAGAUUGUUCAACUUGCUAUCUCUAAAAAUUUCAGAGACGAGAUUCAACUUUACAAUGGCUUACUACAUGCACAUAUUCAAGCACGCAGCUGGCAAGGUGCAGUCAAUCUGUUCGAAUUUCUGCUCAAAAAUCCGAAUUCAAGUUUUCGUCCGGAUCAGAAGACGUACACCACAAUGUUACGAGCACAUAUAGCUCAACGUUUGCCAAUUCAAAAAACGAUUGAAUUUCUCAGGAAUAUGAUUCAAGCUGGAUUUUCACCUGAUGCGCAUGUUUUCACGAUUUUGCUAACUUCUGCUUGGGAUGCAAGAAUUGCUCCAAUUGCAGAGCAAUUAUUCACCAUGGCAGAAAAAUCUUUGGGUGGCAAAGGGGGCAUGCCACAUGGCAAGGGAGCUAACGCUCACCAUUUCACAGUGAUGAUCAAGGGAUAUCUUGCACUAAAUGAUGGAGAAACAGCCAAGUCGUAUUACGAUGAACUGGAUGCACGUAAAUUGCCCAUUGAUGGCACUCUUGCUAGCAUCAUUGUGGAUGGAUACGUACGUGAAGAGAUGCAAGAUGAUGAUUUAGAGGAAGAGGGAGAUCGAGAUAGUGACAGUGCAAAAGCCCUUGCAGGUGCUCAAGAGAUAGCAAAUCACUUUUCUGAAAAGCUACCUUCAGAAUACGUCACCAUUCAAUGGCCAAUCUUACAGCAGGCUAUGAAAAGAGGGGACGUCUUUAGGAUUCAACACAUCAUCCAAGGUAUGGUUGACAGGUCGAUUGAAGUUCCUUUGGAGGCGUGGACAAAUCUCAUGAGUGCUUUGCGUCGUAAUGAUAAUGUCAAGACUGCUUUGAGAGUAUGGGAAACUGUCUUUGCCAGAACACUUGAACGAGAACAACGAAUUGAGAAAUUAUCUCUUGCAGAAAAACCGCGUGAGGAAGGAUCUGCAAUUCGUGUAAAGGCAAGCAUGCGACAUGUUUUGUGUCCUCUUCUCUCAGAGACUAUCCUUGCCCUAAGAGAUGCAAAUCGACCGGAUGAAGUUGCAAAAAUUUGGACCGAAUGUCGUCAACAUGGAUUUGCAUUUGACAGUCAUAAUUGGAACCAUUUAGCAACAACUUUAUUUCAAUCUGGUCGUUUUUUGGACGCAUGUGAAAUCAUUGAGCAAAUUUUGAACGGAGAUCCACCUCGAUAUUGGUCAGAGGAAAAGCAAAUGAUUGCCUAUGAUCGUGCUCUAGAGGCUCAUCGUAGAAACAAACAAACCAAGGAAAACACUAGCGAUGUCACGCCUCUGCCACACUCUACAAAAGACACGGAAGAUGAUGCUUUGAGCGAUUUUCCCAAAUUUGAAGGUCAAAGUGAAGCUUUGUUUGGCAAAGAAGAAACAGAAAAACUAAGUCAAUCAGGUCAAAAGAUCGAACGACACUUGUUCCGCUUUCCACCUGAUGAUCCUUACGUUGUGGUUCCGGAUGAAAAUCAAGACAGCAGUGAGGAGACUGAUGCUGAUCCUUCUAUUCGCGAAGAGCAACAGGGUAACCUUUCGGAACGACCUGGCUCGAGCCCAGAUCCAGAUGAAAUGAUGGGACCGUUAAAAGCGCAAAAAGCUCUCGAUCAGCUUCGUUCGCCUUGGUUUGCUCACUUUGAAACUAUGGCAAUGCUAAAGGAUAUCAUAAACGAAGGCGAAGAUGCAGGUGGUGUGAUUAGAAUGAAGGGGAAUAGCACACCUUCAAAUAAGCAAGAAGAUAAAUUUACACGAAGUAGUUUGAUCACCGUUCGACAAUUACUGCAAACACAUCCUCGUUUGAAACAGUUGCUGUUCUUGUUUGAACGUACUUUGGAGGAUCUACGUGUGAAGGAACGAAGAAGGGAAUUCAAGGAUCGUACGAAAUUCCGUGUUCAACGCCAUCCACGCAUUGAUCGUACACAGGAAGUGCUUGCAGAUCCCGACGAUCCAAACAAUACUAGCUUGGGAUAUGGUGUGUUAGGUAGAGAAGGUAAUCGCUUGGAAGAAGAACAAGAUGAUGAAUACGAGGAAGAAGAAGAAGAGCUUGAAGAAGAUGGAGAAGGGUUUGAAGAAGAUGGAGAAACAGAAGAACAAGAUGAUGAAGGAGAUUGGAGGUCUAGAAAGAGGAUGUAGUUGCUAAUACCACUCAUACAUUUGUACUUUUAUUAACAAUCAAUUCGUUCGGUGCAUUGCA